Vitrella brassicaformis is the source of this 1897-nucleotide messenger RNA. The record is from the annotation of a GenBank genome assembly. Lineage: Eukaryota; Vitrellaceae.
CGAGGCUGAGGCUGCCACUGGCGAGAGUCUGUUUUGCUGAUCGUAGAGUUGUGUGAGGCCGACCAGAGCCCCCCAGCCGACAUCCGGACAAAGAUGAGCAAACAGGUAAGUGGACGCACAAGACAGCUCAGGGAUCAGCUCAGCGAUGUCGAGUCCGUCAAGUAUAUCAUCGACAGGGACGAGCACGUCCUCACACACGACAAGGACGGGGUAGGGACAAUAGAAAGAGCAUCGGUAUGCACUCAAGAGGCUUUGUUCUUCAUUCGUACAGACAACACCGUUCAUGUAUGCUGCUGUUAACGGACAAGUUGAGGUGAUGUCGGUCCUGUAUGCCAAGGAUAGCAACCUACUCACUCAGAAGAACUCUGUAGACACACUCCUCUUCCCUCUACCGCCGUGUCCAUUGCCAUCCUCUGUGCAUGACACACACACAGGAUGGCGGGACGGCGCUGCAUUUCGCUGCUAAGACCGACCACACUGCCGUUGUGACGCAACUGUGAGAGACACAGACAAAAGUUAUCAUUUCAUCAUCCACACAAGCUUUGUCUUUUAAAUUCAGGCUCAAGUGGGGAGGCCGUGACUUGGCAGACUUGCUCGAUGCACGCACCAAUGUAGCACAGCGUGCAUGUCUUUGACAUAUAAUGUGUCCACUAUUGUGUGUAAGCAUAUGUUGAUUGCAGGACGGUUGGACGCCAUUCAUCGUCGCUGCAGGCUGCGGUCAACUUGGCGCGAUGAAGCUCAUCCAUGCGAAAGGAGGCGACGACCUUCUCAUGCAGAAAACCUAUGUAAGCUGCGUCCAUAGAGAACUGACUGCCUUUCUCUCUGUGGCUAUUGCCUUGUGGAUGGCAACUACAGGACGACUGGACGGCGCUCCACUGGGCUGCACACGGGGGGCGUUAUGCGGUUGUCGCCCAACUGUGAGAAGUGCUCAUCCCCUCUCCGACGCGGACUCUUCAUCUCCUCUUUUUUCGUUGCAUGACUCAGGCUCGAGUGGGGUGGUGGCCGUGAAAUGCUCGAUGCACGGAACGAGGUGGAAGGGCACACUUGUCUCCACACGCUCGUUCAUGUGGCGAUGUGUGUGUGUUGGUUGCAGAAUGGCCUGACCCCAUUCAUCGUCGCUGCUGGCUGUGGUCAAGUCAGUGUGCUGAAGCUCAUCCAUGCUGAAGGCGGCAACAGUCUCCUCAAGGAUAAGACCCAUGUGAGAGAAGGGAGAUAAAGGCAGACAGAAUGCUGGUGUCCCCCUGUGUGUUGUGUGUGACAAUAGACUGGGAACACGGCGCUGCAUCUGGCUGGCAUGCAGGGCCAUACUUCCGUUGUGAAACAGCUGUGAGCCACGAGUGAAUCACCCACUUUCGGUGUCUUUGUUUUUCUCCUAUGGUGCCAUAUGUCUGUAGGUUGGAGUGGGGCGGCGGGGCUCUCCUCAACAUGAAGAACAACAAAGUACUUGACAUUUGCCUCACGUAAUCGGUCUUCAAGAACUUUCUCCUUUUACAGGGGGAAACGCCAUGGGACACCGCGACGAGCUCCGCGAGACAAACCAUGGCUAGCUACAAGAAGUAGGUACUCGGCGGUGUGUGAGUUUUGCUUCAAGCCUAAGUCGGCCGGAUAGCUUUUGGGGUGUGUGGUGCACAUCGGUCUUCGUCAGGGUGAUGAAUGGAUGUGUGUGGGCGUCUGUGUGUGGGGGCGGCGCCUGUCUGUUUGCCCAUGUGUCUGUGUGCCCAUGUGUCUGUGCACACAUGUAGUAUCAACGGUGAUGUGUGUGAAGACUGGUUGUGCGACAGGGAGGCUCUUGAUUUGCGCCGUGUUGGUUGGCAGUUUACAGAAGUGGUUGAGAGCCCACAGAGAGAGAGGGAGAGACAACCGAUGGGCGCAGAAGGUGAAUGAACGGGUUUGUGCG